UGUGCUAAGAAUCUUGAAUUGGCCACUGUUUUGUUACUUUGUAACACCAUUGGCGGCGUCGACAGGUGUACAUCUUUCUUGUAUUGUACAGCCCAGUCAUUACAUUCUAACCUAGGUUAGUAUCAUCAUCAAUUUCACUGCGGCUUGAAGCCACCUUCGUCGUCAUCUCCUCUUUAUGAUUUCAGUAUCAAUAUGCGAGAAACUUAACAUUGAACCUUCUUUUAAUUCACUGUGUUUUUUAUUUAUUUAAUUUCCCUUCGACUGACUGUUUCCUAUCCUUAAUUUCACACAAUAUACCUAUCAUAGUUCAUUGCGUUUCCAACUACAUAUCCUUCAUUCUCAGCCACGAACCUUCACCAUGUCCGACCUAUACCUUUCCACUAUCACAAAUUGGCUUUUCAAGUCCCCCCCGGCAGAAUGGAUGAUCAAAAAUGCUCGAGAGUUGCUCAUAGGCACUCUCAAGCAGGGUCCUAUACCCCUACAUGUCGCGUUCGAGAUGGAUGGAAAUAGGCGCUUCGCCAAAAACCAUAAGAUCGAAACUAUAGAAGGCCAUCACCUCGGCUUUGAAGCUCUUGCGCGUGUUCUCGAGAUCUGCUACAAGUGUGGCGUCAAGGUUGUCACAGUCUACGCCUUUAGUAUCGAGAAUUUCAACCGACCUAGACACGAAGUAGGUGGCCUAAUGGCAAUGGCCAAAGUCAAGCUAGAACAGCUUGUGCAACAUGGGGAGCUUCUCGACCGAUAUGGCGCUGGUAUUCGCGUGUUGGGAGAGCGGGACCUGAUACCAGCCGAUGUGUUACCUUACGUUGACCGAGCUAUCGAGAUGACAAAGCAUAACAAGGAUGCCGUGCUUAACAUAUGCUUCCCCUAUACCUCCAGGGCCGAGAUGACCAGUGCGAUCAAGGCUACGGUGGACGAAUACACAUCUGCACCUCGGCUCUCAACUACACCAUUUUCCCAAACGCGAAUCUCCCAGAAGAUUAGAUCCAACAAGUCAAAGAGGUCGGACUCGUCUUCGCCUAUGGACUCUUCGACAGAUCAGAAUAUGAAAUCUGAUGAUGACUCGAUGUCCUCCACUACAGCGCUUGAUCCCGAGUCGCCUCCUCUGAAGUCUACACCGGUGAAGACGGUUAAGUUCCAAAGCCCGGAGACUAUCACGGCUGAGACUAUCAAUAGUCAUACCUAUACUGCCGAAUGUCCACCGCUGGAUAUCUUUAUUCGAACUAGUGGUGUCACUAGAUUGAGCGAUUUCAUGUUAUGGCAGUGCCACGAAAACACCCAGAUUUUCUUUUUGAAGUGUCUUUGGCCUGAGUUUGACCUAUGGCAUUUCAUCCCCAUCCUUUUAGAAUGGCAGUGGAGGCAGAAGAAGCUGAACGAGAAGGAGGGUUCCCGAAAAUGAAUAGAUAGGCAAACUGUAUGGCAUACCCUGGAUUGGCGUUACGGCGAGGCGUACCUGUUGAAAACUUACAUGCGAGUAAUAGCAUGAUAGCAUAAUGCUUGUUUACCAACCUUCCUACCCAUUCAAUACUCAAGUUGAGUCAGGUCAGGUGUAGUAGAUAAUGAAGUGAGUUACUAAACAAUAUAGACUGUGAU
Hypoxylon fragiforme is the source of this 1590-nucleotide messenger RNA. Its product is annotated as Undecaprenyl diphosphate synthase. Bases 359 to 1396 code for a protein of 345 amino acids. The record is from RefSeq and is a predicted model, not a curated record. The transcript has 2 exons. Gene Ontology annotation, molecular function: ditrans,polycis-polyprenyl diphosphate synthase [(2E,6E)-farnesyl diphosphate specific] activity. Gene Ontology annotation, cellular component: lipid droplet; membrane; endoplasmic reticulum. Lineage: Eukaryota; Fungi; Ascomycota; Sordariomycetes; Xylariales; Hypoxylaceae.